Messenger RNA from Rotaria sp. Silwood2, 507 nucleotides. NCBI's taxonomy places the organism in Eukaryota, Metazoa, Rotifera, Eurotatoria, Philodinida, Philodinidae. The record is from the annotation of a GenBank genome assembly.
AUGAAACUUGAUUUUGCACCGAAAAUCAUCAUGAGCGAUUUUGAGUCAGCUCUUAUGGAUGUAGUUAAAACUGAGUUUAUUGCAGCAAGUCAUUCCUCUUGCUAUUUCCACUUUACUCAAGCUAUAUACCGUAAUAUACAACCACUUGGACUAUAUACAAUAUAUAACAAUGAUGAUGAUGAUGUUAAACAUUUUUGGAGACAGCUAAUGGCUCUUCCAUCAUUACCUGAACCUGUUAUUGAAGACACUUAUGAUGAAUUAGUACGAGAUUUAUCAACUAAUAUGAGCAAAACAAUGAAGCAUUUACUAGAAUAUUUUCAAGAACAAUGGUUCGUCAAGGUUCCUGUAUCUCAGUGGUGUGCUCAUGGUUUGUCAAUCAGAACGAACAACAACGCCGAAGGUACACAUUUCUUUCCAUUUCCCUUGAAAAUUCAUACUAUCAUAUUCUUUUUUGCAUUUCACACUCGUUUUAAUCGUCAAGUUCUAGUUCAUUAUCCAAAUAUCUGA